Molecule: messenger RNA, 4305 nt
Organism: Stylonychia lemnae
Lineage: Eukaryota; Ciliophora; Spirotrichea; Sporadotrichida; Oxytrichidae
Source: the annotation of a GenBank genome assembly
AUGGAAACUUAGAUUCAUCCUUACGAUUUGACUAUUGAUGAUAUUGCAAGGCUAAAGACAUUCAAAGUGAAACUGAAAGAACUCCUGCCAAGAUUGACGAUGGACAUGAUCUCGAGCAUUAUCCUAAAAAUAGACGUUUAGGUUGAUAUCAUUUCUUGGGAGGAUUUUCUAAGAUUUUUAGAGAUGGAAGGUGAUAUGAGAGAAAUGAUAAACGAUAUGAGAAUUAACCAACCAGGAACCACCAGGAUAAUUAAAGAAAGAAAAUUUAAACUUACCAAAAAGACUAACGAAGGAAUGGAGAGUACUGCUAAAAGUAGUUUCUCUUUAGAAAAACUUCAAUUCAUGGACAUAAUGAAUCUAGAAUAUCUAAUUACUGUUUCUGACACCAAAGAAGUAGAGAUUUAUGAAUUUGAGGAGAUGACUUCAAUCUACAAGUUCAAUUUCAUUUCAAAUUACGGGCAAGCGAACAGUAAUCAACCCAUUACAAAUCAAAAGAUAAAAAAUUUUCCAAAUUACUCUAUUACUUCGAACAUUAAACACCUUAAGAAUCAGCAGUCUCAAAUGCAAAAAGCCAUACCUGAUUUUUCAAAAUACCAAACAUCUAAUAUGAAGUAAAAAUUCUCUCUCACUAAUCCAAACUCCUCAAGACUGGAUCAUAAUAAAUCAGAGACCACAAGGCCAGCAACUAAGCUAAAUUCAAGAGAACAAUCAAAUAUUAAGCAACCUGAGAAUGACUACUUUCCUAGAGUUUAAAGUCCUAAUGACAGCUUCUACAAUGGUCAAAUCCCAAGUUAGCAGUCAUUUACUCAUAAAGUCAAACAAUUUAACUAUGAAAAUAUUCAAGCCUCUGCUACCAAAGGAAAUUUCAAUGUUUCGAGGAAGGCUUCUCUGCGGAGAUCCUAUGAAUCUCCAAACCAAAAUAACAGAUUGAUGUUGGGGAGACACUAGUCAGAUUAUAACUCAGUUACUGGCUCUGUAUAUAAAUCUCAGUUUAUGGGAAAUAACAAUGAAAAUAAAAACAGCCAAAAGGCCCUAUUUCAAGAGAAGAGUAUAUCAGAAAAGUUCUCCUAUGAUUUGACUAAUCAUAUUAGGAAAGCCAUCACUUAAAUGAAUUCACCAGAGAGCAGUCCAAUUAAUCAAAGGAACGCAAGUUACCAAAAUACCAGUGAUAAAUAAGGAACUUUCAAAAGACCUAGAAUGAAUUCACAACUUAAGAAAAAACAGAAGAUUAAAAUGUUUGGUGUACUUGGCAUAGACCCCAUUGAGGAUUAGACUGCUAAGGAUUAUCUUUAAAAUAAGCUUCUCAGAGAGACUAAUAUAUUCAGAAAUAUUGCUUAAAAUGGGUCAAGUGUUAAUUUGUAGUUGCACCCCUUUGGACUAAAUGACGAUUUGUUUAAAUCUAAGCAGCAUCACGAGAAAGUCAAGUCAAUCUUCCAAAGAUUCGAGAGAGCAAUAGACCAAGAAAUGGAGAGCAGAGAUAAAUAGUUCAAUAAAUAUCUUGAUUAAAAAGGUUAAAGGUCUUCUUAGUAAAAUCUAGUCAAAUGUGGAGACUCAUCCAAGUCAAUACUGAUCUCUGAGUUUUAAAUAGGCCCUCAACAGACUUAAAUUAACAUCAAUCAAAAGUAAAGUGAUCAGAGAAAGUUAAAUUUAAGUCAUAGCGGAGUAAGAUUCACAGCUCAGAAGGAAAAAUCCAUAAAAAGAAAAUCACUCUAGGGCAAUAACAAAGUCUCGGUCUCCUAGCUAGAUGAUCCAAAACUUACUGAAAACUUUGAUGACUUAAAAAUUGAGAAAAGAGUGGACCAAUUGGAAGCAAAGUGUAUCAAUCUCGAUGGAUUUAUUAAGAAGAAUACGGAACUCACUAAUUUCAAGGUAAAGGUUGCUGAUUCCUGCCCAUUAGCAAUUGAAUAGAACAGAAAAAAUAAAUCGUAGACAAGGAAAUUCCCGAUAACUGAACAAGAAAAAGAAUAAAUAAGAAUCUCAGUUUAGAAAAAGCAAUAGUUCCUGGAUAAAAUUUCUAAAGAAUUAGAGGAAAAAGAGAGGAUUAAUCUUAUCAAGAAAAAGCAAAGGACCUAAGAGGAAUAUAUAGAUGAUUCAAGCGAGAGUGACGAUUCUGCAUAAAAGAAAAAGAAAGAUGUUAAAAAGAUAUACCCCGUAAGCAUUAGCUAUCACUAAGACAGUAGACUCUUGACAAUCUGCUUGAUUGACUGUGAUAUCAAAAUCUACAUGCUAAAGAUGUAAGGAUCAACUCUUCAAGUCCUCGAGUAUCACUCUUUUUACAGUAGUUACCUGCCGGUUUGCUCAAAUCUCUCGAAAUUUAAAUUGAACGGUAAUAUCAUUUUGUGCCUAGCUUCUCAAGAAGGACAGAUUGAAAUAUUUUCCUUGGCAGAAAAAGACAAAGGUAAACUAAUUUGGUCUGCAAAGCUUCAUUAAUUUGUGGCAGAGCACGGACCUAUUACCAAACUACUAUAUCACAAAGAUGUAGGUUUAGUUGUUUCGACAUUCAAAGGCCUUUUGUAAGUUUAUGAUAGUAUGGAAUUCAAGCUUCUCUGGGAAACUAACAAUAACAUUAGAAAAGAAAAGUCUACUAUUACUACAUUUGAUUACUCAUAGUAAAUCGGUUUUAUUGCUGUUGGUGGCGUAGAGGGCAAGCUACUCAUGUUUGAUCCGUCUGCCAGAAUUCUGACUCAAAGUUGCUCCAAGGCACACACUUCUGAGGUUAUGGAUUUAUACUUCUACGAUAAACAUAUGCAAUUAAUAUCAAUAUCAGUUGAUAGAACUAUAAUGCUCUGGGAUUCCUUGAAGUUAGAAUGCAUUUAAACUAUCAAAGACACAUCAAAUUAAGCUACAAGAUUCUACUCAUCGACCUGCUUUAACCCACAGAGAGGAAUUUUAUUAACUGCUUGUGUAUUUGUAAAAGUAUGGAGAGCUAAGGUCGAUAGAUAGGUAGAAUUCGAGAGUGUUUAAAGAAAAGCAAUUACGAAAAAUGCUCUUAAGGAACAAGUUAAAAGAAUUCAGAGACAAAUAGACAUAUUUGAGCAAGGGAAGGAAAUAGAAGAUAAUUAUGAUGUUGACCCAGAACUUAAAAGAAAGCAGCAAUAAUUAGGUGAGGAAUUGGUAGCUUCACAAACAUAUAUUACCUCAGGAUUCGAAUAACUUCAAAAUUACGCAGAAACUGGAAAUGUAUUAGUUACUAACUCAUCAAAGUUAGUAUCAGUAAUAAUCUUAGAGAGUAAAGAUUAACUUGUUACUCUUGACUCAGAUUACUUGAUGAGAAUUUGGUCUCUCUAGACUGGAAAACAAGUGACAACACUACUCUUAAAAACGCAUUUAAAAAACAAUGCAAUAAACAAGAAAUUGACUUGUGCAGCUGUUGAUCCUAAAGAGAAAUACCUAGCUGUUUCUGAUGAGGAAGGUCUCAUAACUAUUCACAAUAUUCAUUCUGCAGGUAUCUUGCACUCGUUAUAGAAAAUUGGGUCAGAAAUGUCGCAGCUUUAAUUUUUGACAGAUAACACAAACUUCUGGCUCAGUGGAGUAGGUUGGGAAGGGAAAGUAGCAUUUAUCAAACUCCCGAUGUUUCAGAAAAAUACUUACACAAUCCCAAUUAUGCUGAAGAAAUCUGUCCAUACUGGUGACAUUUACACUAUUGAUCACACUGAGAACUAUGCAGCUACUGGAGGCGUAGAUAAUAAAAUUUGUUUGUGGAAUGCAUAGUCUGGAAGUGUCAGAGCAAUAAUUGAACUACCAAAGGAAAGGCCAAAUACUUUUGUCUCUCACGUUAAAUUUGCCAAGACUAAUAGGUAGACUCUACUAUUUGUUAUCUAAAACACCGGUCAUGUUCACUGCAUUAAUCCUAUCACAGAAGUCGUCACCGAGAAUAUCUUGAAAUUGCAAAACAAUGCAUUUUUCGAUUUUAGUCACGAUUUAGACCUCAUGCUAUCUAUAGGUGAGAGUGGAAAGGGAACGCUACUUAGUACCAAGCUAUAGGAUAUAUCACCAAAGAACAAUUUUGUUAAGGCCAAAACCAGAAUAGCUCCAAAGAAAAGUAUGAAUAUCAAGGAUAGGCUGGAAAAUGUUCUCAUGACAAAUUUGGAAAAACGGAAUGAAUAUGAUUUUAAUCUCUGCUUUGAUAAGAUAAAGGAAUGGACUCUGCAUAAAGUUGUAAGUAUACCAAUGAUGACUAAUUUCUUCACAUAGGCUCCCCAUUUGAAUUAGGCAGUUAUAAUUUGCAAAUUUUCAAAGUUCAAAAAGUACUUCUUAACAGGUACUAAUCACGGAGAAGUCAAACUCUGGGAUUUCGAUGUAUGA